Molecule: messenger RNA, 2406 nt
Organism: Alternaria atra
Lineage: Eukaryota; Fungi; Ascomycota; Dothideomycetes; Pleosporales; Pleosporaceae
Exons: 2
Coding region: 1-2406 (801 amino acids)
Biological process (GO): glycogen biosynthetic process
Molecular function (GO): cation binding; 1,4-alpha-glucan branching enzyme activity
Source: RefSeq, a predicted model, not a curated record
AUGGUGUCUGUAAGCGUCACGUUUGAGUACGUCACGGGUCUGAAGCGAUCCAUAUUUCAGAACCCGCGUUUGAAAGGCAGCUGGGAUAGCAAUGGCCGAUAUUCCGAGCAAUGGACGGAGAGCCCUAUGGCGACGAUCGUUGGCCCUGAUGGCUGCCCCGUGUUCACUACUUCCGUUUCAUUGGAUCUGGCUGAUGUUGGUACAACAUUCCGAUGGGGUGUGGUUCUAGAUGGUAAUGGGCUCUCCAACUUUUGGGGGGUCCCCACAGAGGUCAAGGAUGUCAACUCCGCGGAGCGGUAUCUGAAAUUUCAGAUUCAGGGGCCCAAUACAGAAGCUCCCAUUCAACAAGUCGAACGCUACUACUUGACAUAUUGCCGUCGGCUCGGCGCCAAUAGACGCAUUCCAACGGGGGUUGGAGAUCACUUGCUACACUUUGCCGUCUGGGCACCAAACGCGCAAGCAGUAUCCGUUGUCUUCGGUUAUCUGAACCAGGGCCACAUCGAUGACCAGGGCAUAGGGAUCAACAAUGCGUGUCCAGAGGUGGUCCUGACCCGAUCGCGAGACGGGGUUUGGGAGGGCAGCCCAGAACAUCCUUACAACACUUUCCAGGGCCUCCCUUACAUGUAUAAAGUUCGCAACAAACAGGGCGAGCUAGUUUACCGCACCGAUAUCUUCUCGCGCAGCCAAAUUGGGAAAGGUGAUCAGGAACCACCGCACUGGGAUGGCAGUGUUGAGACUUUGGAUGGCCUUCUCAGCUGCAGCGUUGUCAUUGACCCUGAUGUGAUAAGGGAAGAAUUUGAAUCGACAGCGCCCAAUCUUAUCGCCGCUGAGGAGUUCUGGGCAACUGAGUUUUCGCAUGGCCGGGCAGUUCCGACAAAUUUAAACGAUCUGGUCAUCUACGAGUUACACAUCGGUUCGCUCGGUUUUGGAAGGGCAACGAGCGGCGACUUGAGCGACGCUAUUGAGUUUCUGCAUCAUCUGCGCACACUCGGAGUAAAUGCGGUUGAGCUGAUGCCCAUGGCAGAGUUCGAGGGAAAAGUGGGCUGGGGUUAUGGAAACACCCAUCACCUCUGCGUGGAGUCAAGCGCUGGUGGUCGUGACAAGUAUCGCCAUUUCGUGCGCGAGUGUCAUCGGAAUGGAAUCGCCGUCAUUCAGGAUGUGUGUUAUAAUCACUACGCUCAAAAAGCAACCCGCGCUGAAUGGACUUACGACUCCACGCUUGCAGAGGACAAUAUUUACUAUUGGUAUGAAGGACGCAGCUCUCAGUAUUCGGAUUCGUCUGGAGGCUAUAUCGACAACGGUUCGAGCGGGUACACUCCGCGAUUCUGGAACGAAAACGUUCGCCAGCAGUUCAUCAGUAGUGCAGCUUUCUUGAUCGAGGAGAUGCACGUCGAUGGACUCCGCGUUGACCUGACGGAUGCCAUUCACCGGGACAAUAAGCUUCACGCUGAUGGGCGCGAGAUUGGCCAUGCCAAUGUAUUCGGGCAGAAGUUUCUGCGUCAAUGGAGUCGAACCCUGUAUAUGAUCAAGCCGUCAGUGAUGCUGAUCGCGGAAGAUCACACACGGUGGGAUGCAGUCACGAAACUACCAGCACAGGAUGGACUCGGAUUCCAGGCAAGGUGGGAGGUUGAAUUCUACCACAGCCUUAUAGGCGAUUCAAACCAUUCAGCAGGUCGGCCUCGGCUGCUUUUGAAUGCAGGAUUCGGUGGAAACAACGCGCUCGAGUUCGACAAGUUCUCGGAAACUUUAUACAAUACGCAAUAUCGUCGAGUGGUUUUCCCCGAAUCACACGACGAAGCCGGUAACGCUGAAGGGACUGCUCGCACCAUAUUGGUCGCCGUGAAUCAUGCGCCUGUGUUUGGUCCAACACGCACUGUGGCCGAGGCCCGGUGCCGUCUGUGCUACGGUCUAUCACUUCUCUCUGCAGCCACCCCCAUGUUCUUUAUGGGCGAGGAGGUGGGCGCUCAGCAGCCCUACAAGUACGAAGGCUUCAUCCACCACCGGGAAGACAUCAUCGAACUGCGAGAUGGGAUAGGUGCAUCCAUGUUUCACUUCUACCGGGAUCUUAUCAGCCUACGAAAAAGGCUAGCCUCCAUUCGAUCCCACAACAUCGAUGUUCUGCACCAGUCUAAUAGUAACCGAGUGAUUGCGUUCAAGCGAUGGAGUGGUAACGAGGAGGUAAUUGUAGUGGGCAGCUUGAACAACUCAGCGUUCAGCAAUGGAUACACGGUGUGGAAAGACGCUACGGCCAUUCCCAAUGGGACCUGGAAAGAGGUCUUCAACAGCGACUCAGCGUUCUAUGGCGGUCAGAAUAUCGGAAACUACGGACAGGCAAUUCAGGUGACUACCAACCGUCUUAAUGUUGUUCUACCUGCAAACAGCUUCGUUGUGUUCGUAAAGCAGUAG